AUGUCAGGAAAUGGAACAAAGGUCCCCACGAGUCUGUGUGUGUGUGUGUGUGUGUGUGUGUAUGUAUCUGUCUGUGGUGUGUGUGUGGCCCUCCAGGUUCCGGCCGUGGUCCCCAGCUCCGCCCCGGUUCUGGCCGGCCUCUCCAUCCUCCGGCUGGGCUCCAACCGCCUGACGCGCCUCCCUGACGGCGCCUUCGCCGCCUGUCCCGCUCUGACUGAACUCUACCUGCAGAACAACUUCUUGGCGUCUCUGACCGACCGCAGCUUCUCCGGGCUCAGCGUGUUGGAGAUCCUGGACCUGACGGCCAAUCGCAUCUCCAUCCUUCCUGCUCUCAUGCUCCACCCGCUGUCAGCCAUAGAAACCCUCUACCUGGAGAGCAACCAGAUCCAGGUGAUGCCUGACGACUGGUUCAGCCAGAAGGAGGACGUGCCGUACCUGUACCUGUCUCUCAACCCCUGGGCCUGCUCCUGUUCCCUCGGUUACCUCCGCAGAUACCUGGACGACUUUGGGCUCAACAUCUACGUCCGAGACGGCCCUCUCAUCAAGAACGGCGUGGACAGCGUGGUGUGCGACUCUCCGCGGCACCACCAGGGGAUACCUGUAGUGACUCUGGAAGAGUCCGAUCUCUGCUCAGCAGACGGAGAACCAGAACCGCUUGGAGACUUCUACCUGCCAGUGACCUCACUUCCUUCUGACCCGACAACUCCAGCUGCUUCAGUCCAACCGUCCAGCACAGAAACUCCAGCUGCAGCUCCUCAACCCACGACCCCUGACCUCACGACUGUGUCUGAAGAGUGGGCCUCAUUCCGCCACAGAGUCACAUGGUCCUGGUACCAGACCUUCACCAGUCUGACGCAACGAACCCAUCACUCCAGCUCAGCGAUGCAAACAGAAAGUUUAUCAGAUGGCCCGUUUAAUCGGACCGCACACCCGACUACUGAUGGUCCCCUAACUACUGAAGUCCCCUUAACUACUGAAGUCCCCAUAACUACUGAAGUUCCCAUAACUACUGAAGUCCCCAUAACUACUGAAGUCCCCAUAACUACUGAAGUUCCCUUAACUACUGAAGUUCCUCUAACUACUGAAUUUCCUCUAGUUUCAGUUGUCAAUGCCUCUCUGGUUCCAGAUGUUCCUACCAGCAGGGGGCAGCAUGUUACUGUGGUUCCUGCCAGCAGGGGGCAGCAUGUUACUGUGGUUCCUGCCAGCAGGGCGGCGGUGUUGUGCCUCUGGCUGUCUGCAGGCUGCCUGCUGCUCUGCGCGGCGUCGGCGGUGUUGGUCCUGCUGACUCUGCUGAGGUUCUUCUUCUGCUACCAGAAGCUCUACAAGCCGCUGAGGCUAAUGCUAGCAAGGAGGGCGAAGGCCAGGGAAGGCGCGGCUCUGCUCAGGAAGGAGGAGGAGGCAGAUGGAGGAGUGGUGGCGCUGUACCGCUCCCUGCUGUUUGUCCACAGAGAGGGAGGAGGCGCAGCAGGGAGGGAGGAGGAUGGGGGAGGACAGACGGUUACUCUGAAGCCAGCAGGAGUCGGGGGAGAGAGGGAGGACAGAGGAGUGUACAGGAGGAGCAUGUACCGCCUGGUCAGCAGAGAGGAGGAGCUGGAGGGAUGGAGGGAGGUGCUGGAGGAGUGCCGGGUCUCUGCGGAGGAUGGAGGCAGGAAGAGAGGGAGCAGGAGGGAGGAGGAGGCAGCAGGAGGAGUCUCCAGGAAACGCUACAGUGUGAUUCUGAGGGAGGAGCGGGAGGAGGUAGGGGGAGGGAGAGAGGAGCUGGACUGGGUGGUGGGAGGAUGGGAGGCGGGCCGAGGAGCGGAGGAGGGGCCGAGGAGCAGCUGGGGGGAGUGGCUGGCUGGAUAUUUACCCAGCAUGCCUUGGGGCCUGGCUGCUCCUCCUGAGGAGGCGGCAGCAGCAAAGUGAGGAGUCGGCGCUGGUUUCCUGUUGCUCUGCUGGUUCCUCUCCCAGUUACAGCUGUUCUCAUUAUUUUAGCCACAUUAGCAGAUGAAGGCGCUACAUUAGGCCCACUGUCCCUGACCUCUGACCUUCAGUGACCUUCAUGUCUCUACGUCUCUAUGCAGAUGACGCCGUGUUUCUUUUAGCUGAAACCAGAACCUGUAGAUGAUCUGCAGGCUUCACUUCUCCUCAGGGACCAGUCAUCACCACAGCUUCCACUGAAGUACAGCAUCGCUGCUUUGACUGCCGUUACCAUGGAAACAGCCUGUACUAAAUAAACCUUAACUGAAACC
This is a messenger RNA of Poecilia latipinna (sailfin molly), 2231 nucleotides long. Its product is annotated as platelet glycoprotein Ib alpha chain-like. Bases 1 to 1905 code for a protein of 634 amino acids. NCBI's taxonomy places the organism in Eukaryota, Metazoa, Chordata, Actinopteri, Cyprinodontiformes, Poeciliidae. Gene Ontology annotation, molecular function: protein binding. The transcript is spliced from 5 exons. The record is from RefSeq and is a predicted model, not a curated record. Gene Ontology annotation, cellular component: plasma membrane. Gene Ontology annotation, biological process: long-term memory.